Linum trigynum is the source of this 781-nucleotide messenger RNA. The record is from the annotation of a GenBank genome assembly. Lineage: Eukaryota; Viridiplantae; Streptophyta; Magnoliopsida; Malpighiales; Linaceae.
AUCAUCAAAAUAUGAUUACUAUGAUCCACAAAGUGUUGCUAGCGGCGGUCCUUUUGGCCGCCGGUUAUUAUGAUACUGCGGAAGGAUGGGACACGGUGACGAUACAUGUCACCAACAAGCUGAGCACAAGACGGAUACUGAUCGUACACUGCAAAUCUGACGACGACGAUCUCGGCGGCAGCGCCAUCGACGCCGGUGCUAAUAUCACUUUGGUUUUCGGCCAGAACGUGUUCGGCGGGACGCUGUUCUGGUGCAGCGCGGCGUACGAAGAUAAGCGCCUUUCUUUCAAGGCGUACGAGCAGAACGAUCACAAUACGUUCGUCAAAGUGUUUGAUGUCUCCGACGACGGAGUCGGCGGGAUCGAUGUUUAUAGUGGCAAUCUACUUCAUAUUUCUAGGUGGAGAAUUAUUUCUCAUUUGAAUUUUUAGUAUUAUAGUUCUGAAAUGUCAGCCUCAGUUGCUCAAUCUAUUACGUCCAUGUGGAUAGUAUUUAGUUUGGUUAGCUGCUAAUUAGAUAGCUUUUUUCCCGGGAAUAAUGUUGUAACUAGGAUUCGAACCUUGGCUGCAGGGAAGCCGAAGGUUUGGCACCAGAAAGAAAGUGCAAAAUUCAAAUGUUUGGAUUAUGGUUGAAAUUGUGUCGUCUCUUGUUUGUAUCUUGUGACUUGUGUCAAUUGAGUCCGGGCGAGUGUCUGUUUGGAAAAUAUGAGUUUAAAUCUAUAGAUUGUCAACAAUUUAAAGAUUCUAACUUUUCAGAUUGUUGAAAAUAGACUUUAGAAUGUUUA